This is a messenger RNA of Eurypyga helias (sunbittern), 2193 nucleotides long. Its product is annotated as pleckstrin homology-like domain family B member 2. The transcript is spliced from 6 exons. Gene Ontology annotation, biological process: regulation of microtubule cytoskeleton organization. Gene Ontology annotation, cellular component: basal cortex. The annotation marks the transcript as partial. Lineage: Eukaryota; Metazoa; Chordata; Aves; Eurypygiformes; Eurypygidae. The record is from RefSeq and is a predicted model, not a curated record.
AUGAUGCCGAAUAGAAGCAACCUCCCCUCCUUUCAGAACAUUGGAUCAGAUUCCAGUAAGAUUAUGGAAGAAUAUAGCCACACACAAAACCAGACAGAAUUACAAAAUGCUGGUUUGGGAAAGGGAUGUGUGGCAAAUUCCCUUGAAAAUGGUCUCCAGGAUAUUAUGGAAAACCUCAACCCGAAGAAAUAUUCAUCAAGUCUCAAAUUUAAAACAAAUGGGGACUAUGCUGGCUCGUAUUUAACACUUUCACAACCUAUGCCAGUGAAACCUAAUUCUUCCCCCAGUGUGAAAAAUACACACUCUAUUACCAAAAUUCAAGGAGGCAAGCAGUUUCCCUGUGAAAGCCCGUAUCUUCCAGAUAAAAGCAUCUCUGUAAAGCAUUUGGGUUCUGUAUCGGGCACAUCCUUUGGUGGGUACAAUUUAGGAAGGACAGACUUUGACAUUCAUGCCAGCAGAGAAAAUGAAAAAUAUCUUGGACACGUGGAUAAGUUUCACUACUCAAAGUACAGUCAGAAAAACAAAUCGUAUGACAAUGUCUACUUCCCAGGAAUGCUGGAGACAAAGAAGAUCUCGGGCUCUCUUCUGACCAUGUGGAAUGGAAGCUCAGGGAACGAGCUGAUGCUUUCACAUGCUAGCAAUUCAGGGGCGGCCAGCAUGCCUUCUAGCCCAAAGCAAGGCAGGAGGAUGAAUGUGGAAGAUAGCCUGGCCCUUCACAUAAAACCAGUUAGGCACAAGGAUGUGAUGAUGGAGCCUCUGGGUUCACGGCCUAGGAAGUACUCUGGUGGUUCUCUCAGUCAUAUGGGAAUGUACAGUCGUUCCCUACCCAGACUUUAUAAAUCAACAGAAAACCAGUUGGUGCCAUUAAGUUUGCCCCCCAGAAGUUCUCUGGGUAAUACUAAAAGGAAAAAACUUGGAGAAAAAGAUCUACCUCAGAAUGCUUUAGAUGCUGAUAAUUACCUGCAUUUUUCUUCUUGCAGCUCAGGGUUUUCACCGCAUGCAAACUCGGUCUCUGGGAACAAUCCCUACGUCAGUUCAACUCUUAGUGUUCCUGCAAGCCCUCGAAUUGCUAAAAAAAUGCUUUUAGCACCUUCCUCCCCAUAUCUUUGUGAUGAUUUCGAUAGACUUGGGUUCUCAGGAACAAGUCCCAGUAGUUCUUUCUCUCCAGUGGAUUUUGACAGGUCAUUCUCUGUCCGAAGAAACCUUUCCACCAGUUCUGUGGAACUUGAUGACACAGAUCUGGAAAGUUACAGGCAGACCCCAAACUCGCUGCAGACAACCAUGCGAGAGCGUAAGAACAGCAUUAGCUCCAUUUCGGGAAGAGAGGACCUCAUGGACUAUCACAGGAGGCAGAGGGAGGAGCGGCUUCGGGAGCAGGAGAUGGAACGGCUGGAACGACAGCGGCUGGAGACAAUCCUCAAUCUGUGUGCAGAAUACUCCAAAUCUGACAGCGACCCUGCUGCGGCUACAACCGUGGCUGAUGUUCAAAAAAUUAACAAAGAACUCGAAAAACUUCAGCUCUCUGACGAGGAUUCAGUGUUCGAGGACUCACAGAUGAAUCUGGAAACGAGGUUCAGGAGCCACUUGAAGUCGUCCGCAAGCGAUUCGGACUUCUCGGAGCUGAGCAGCCACAGCCAGAGCCGCAGCACGGCUGCUCUCCCCCCAGCCAGAGGGUUGAGAGCAGAUGAGCACUUCCACGACAGCGCGAAGCCCCCACCUUUCGCUGAUGCCAGCUUCCUGAAGGAUGCCACGGAAUCCUCCUACCUAAGCAUCACACCAAAGAUACCAGAAUGCUCAGGUGAUGAGCAGAGAGGGCAGGAGCUCGGCCGACUGGAAGAGGAGCGCAUAGUAAUACUAAAUAACUUGGAAGAACUUGAGCAGAAGAUCAAAGAUUUAAAUGACCAGAUGGAUGAAUCCUCGAGAGAGUUGGAUAUGGAAUGUGCCCUUUUGGAUGGGGAACAGAAAUCUGAAACAACAGAGCUGCUGAAGGAGAAGGAAAUAUUGGAUCAUCUAAACAGAAAAAUAGCUGAGCUGGAAAGAAAUGUGAUUGGUGAAAAGACAAAGGAAAAAUUAAAACUUGAUGCUGAGAGGGAAAAACUAGAGAGGCUUCAGGAGCUUUACUCCGAGCAGAAGACGCAGCUUGAUAAUUGCCCUGAGUCCAUGAGGGAACAAUUACAGCAGCAGCUGAAGAGG